Molecule: messenger RNA, 1395 nt
Organism: Fonsecaea nubica
Lineage: Eukaryota; Fungi; Ascomycota; Eurotiomycetes; Chaetothyriales; Herpotrichiellaceae
Exons: 1
Coding region: 1-1395 (464 amino acids)
Molecular function (GO): protein dimerization activity
Source: RefSeq, a predicted model, not a curated record
AUGCCCUUUCGGCAGCUGUUCCACCAGCAGGACGGCUCUCCUGACUUUGACGGACAACCUGCAUUUCAAACUCUGCAUCCCCAGCUGGCCAUGGUCGUCCCCGACUCGAUUGAUUUCACGGGGUGGCAUGAGAUGGACUUCACCACUGCUCCGCUCACUACCACGACUUCGUCACGGGGGACACUGCACUCACACCAACCCCUCGACCAAAAAUACUCAACCGCCAUGGACAGAGAUCAGGAUCCGUUGGCGUAUCUUCACUCUUCCAAUCACCGCCAGGGGUCGACGGGUAGCCUGAUGACCUCUUCUUCCCAUCAACAGUCUCCCGAGGCACGACGAUCCUCAGGAGACAUGUACUCUAACAACCAAUAUUCCUACUCUCAGCUUCUCAACAUGGAGGCAAAUCUUCCACCCAUGAAUCAGUCGAGGCUCAGCUCACGCGCUGAUGACGAUGCAACUAUGCUAAACAACGACAACAGUCUCACGACAACAUUAUCACCUUCAGACUCUGUCAACACCACCCGCUCCAUGAGUAACCUGGAUCCUAUCGCUGCUUCGAUAGCAUCCAAGACGGAUUCAACCGAAAAGCUCUGUCCUCUCAUCGCAGGCCAAGUAGACAGCUGCCAGCCACAACGCUGCGGCCCUGACGCCCCUUGCAUGAACUUUACCACUCUGCCACCGAUUGAGGAGUGCACCUCCGUGCCCUGCAUCACGGGGUCGACGACCUCGCCCAGUGAGACCAUGAUCAGCAACGACAGCAUGUCUGUCGAGCUACAUCAGCCGCCCAGGUUGAGCUCGAGGACCAACACCAGCACUUCUCGUUCUUCAGCCACCCGACGCUCAUCAAGUUCCACCACUGCAACCACCGAGCUGCCUGACACUGUCCCUCUACCUCCUCGAAGAACUUCGGCUACCAACGCUCGCCGUCAAAACCGAACCAGUCCGACCAUGACCACAGCUGCGUCAUUGGCCUCGGAUGACGAGGACGAAGAACAGCCGACUGCGAAGUCCACUGCUCCAUCCAAGGCGGAUGCCAAACAACGAGCCAAACAAGCUCACUCACUCGUGGAACGCAAGUACCGCGAAAACCUCAAUGCCAAAAUCUCCCAGUUGCACAACACCCUCCAAGCAUCUCAUUACGGGCCCAAAGUGGGCGAAGAUGGUGAGAUCGAAGCCGCGAACUCGGCCAGCGGUCUCCCUCCACCGAAGGUGCGCAAGAGCGAUGUGCUGACCGAGGCCAUGAACUAUGUCAAUCAGACUGAAGUCGAAAUGCGACACAUGGAAAACGAAAUCCACAGAUUGACUGAAAGAGUUCGGGUAUUGGAGAAGCUGGUGCGUUGCGAGGACUGCAGUCUGCUGAAGCAGAUGGUGAAUCUUCAGGUUCAAGCGGUCUAA